Molecule: messenger RNA, 431 nt
Organism: Drosophila sechellia
Lineage: Eukaryota; Metazoa; Arthropoda; Insecta; Diptera; Drosophilidae
Exons: 2
Coding region: 74-418 (114 amino acids)
Source: RefSeq, a predicted model, not a curated record
UUUGGAGGUGAUCAAAAAGCUGGUCCAACCAGGACUUCUUUUGGUUUAAGUGAAAAAAACUUUCUUCGAGAAAAUGGCGGAUACGAAAUCCCAAGAGGAAACAUUUAUUCAAAACAUCCUGGGCAUUGAUGAUGGAACAGCAAGCUUAAGUGCGGGCGAACUACCUAUGGCCAGGAGUUUUUUCUGUCCGCUCCUGCUGCUUAUUCUUUGGAUAGCCUCCUUAAGCAUUUUGGGUUGUAUAUGCGUGUGCUGCAAGUUUGUGAAAUCGGAAUCAUUUACGAGCUACGACUCCGACAGCUUUGAGCUGCAGGAGGUUCAUAUCGUGGAGCCCACACUUGGACAUGUCAAAGGAUGUGCGUGCCUGGAGUGCCUGCAUCGCCAGUUGUCCAAGGAAUUCGAGCAAAGCAAUGGAAAGUAGAUUAAAUGGUACC